AUGGGCGAAGCAGCAGUACCGCCUGAGCUAGACACCGAUCCAGCAGCAAAGAUGGCUCAGACAAACCCUCUGCCUGUCCCCAUGGGCCCGUGGAAGAGCGUUCGGAGCAGAGGCCGGGAGAACCGCCAGCCACAGCCCUGCCACCCGCCCGUCCCAGAACGGCUCCGCUCCUCUCUCCGGACGGCACCGCUGCCCCGGGAACUGAUCUCCGCAGGGAUCACCGUGUACGACCAAGAAAACUUCCAGGGCAAGAGGAUGGAGUUCACUUCGGCCUGUCCAAACAUCAUGGAAUGUGGCUUCGACAACAUCCGCUCCCUGAAGGUGGAAUGUGGCGCCUGGGUCGGUUAUGAGCACACCGGCUUCUGCGGGCAGCAGUUCAUCCUGGAGAGGGGAGAGUACCCGCGCUGGGACGCCUGGAGCGGCAGCAACGCCUACCACAUCGAGCGCCUGAUGUCCUUCCGCCCCGUCUGCUCCGCUAAUCACAAGGAAUCCAAGAUCACCAUUUUCGAGAAAGACAACUUCAUUGGCCGCCAGUGGGAGAUCAGUGACGACUACCCCUCGCUGCAGGCCAUGGGCUGGGCCAACAAUGAAGUGGGCUCCAUGAAGAUCCAGUGCGGCGCCUGGGUGUGCUACCAGUAUCCCGGGUACCGUGGCUACCAGUACGUCCUGGAGGCUGACCACCACGGUGGAGACUACAAGCACUGGAGAGAGUGGGGUUCACAUGCCCAGACCUCCCAGAUCCAAUCCAUCAGGCGUGUCCAGCAGUAGCUCCCCACCUUCCAUCUCUGCAAGGUUUCAAAAGCUCACCGGCUCCCUCUUGGUGCUAAUACUCCCCUCCCGAAAUAACCACCCCCUCUCGUACUGCCACUGCUUAUGGAACAACACUCCCAAACGGUACCGACUGCCACAAUUGCCAAUAAAUGUGACUGAAAGAAAAAGAUAAA
Molecule: messenger RNA, 944 nt
Organism: Pseudopipra pipra
Lineage: Eukaryota; Metazoa; Chordata; Aves; Passeriformes; Pipridae
Gene: CRYBA1
Product: crystallin beta A1
Biological process (GO): lens development in camera-type eye; visual perception
Molecular function (GO): structural constituent of eye lens
Source: RefSeq, a predicted model, not a curated record